AUGUUCCUGGUGGAGAUGGUUGGCAUCUCUGCUGUAACUACCGGCGACGACUUCUGCCUCUCUCUGUCUCAGGCGGAGCAGAAGUACCAGAAGGAGGAGAAGAGAACUCGCGCGGUGAAGUACACGAUCGUCGAGAGCUACGGUGGCGCCCUCCUGCCGGUCAGCAAGGGUUGUCGCGUGCUGUGCGGAAUCCCGUACUCGGACGAGCCGCGCAUACGGUUGGAGACGGGCGACGAGGUCCGCGUGACGCGCUGGAAGAGGCACUGGAUGUACGGCGAGCAGGUGACGCAGCCACCGAUGACCGUCCCGCCCCGCGGCUGGUUCCCACGGCGAUGCGCGGUGGAGCUCAUCAACGGAGACUGCGACUUCCCGCCUCCCAGAGUCGCCAAGAAGAAGCAGAACUGAAGCGGACGUUACCGCGGCGACCGCGUUCGGCUAACCGGCGAGGGAGGCCGAGUUCUCUCACAGCUACGUGGCGCCAUCUAGCAGCUAUACGAGCAACCUACUUCACGGCGACUAGGUAAUGGCGAGUGAAGGAUAGACGGGCGCACACCUAGAGCCACUUCCAAAAUCUGCUCGUUCCUGCUGAAUGGUGGCAGUCUAUGGAUGGCAGCUGUACAGGUUUUUUUCUUGACAUUCUUGUGAAACGAUCGCUUGGAGUUUGCUGACCACAGCCUGCAAUCGGUUCGUUAACCGCCGUUUUUAAUUAGGUUGUAUCGAGAGUAUAUUUCGUGUUGUUUUGUAUAUUUUGACGUCGUUUUAUUCCAGAACUGUUAAAUAAUACUUGUUCUUAAUUGUGCUGAUAAUCGUACUGUGAGAUUGGAAUUACGGGAAAUAUUUUUCGAUUGAUUGAUGAUGGCGUCAUGAUAAGGCCGAUGAAAGUUGAUUUCAUGGUUCUCGUCAGGCAUUGUUGAGAUUUUGAUGAGGGAUUUAGAUCAACAUUCAUCUUUCAUCUACAAACCAAUAGAACUUAGUGAGGGUAUCAGGUCUUGUACAUAUGCAAAAUAAGAUUGAAAAAUGUCAUAACUUCUUUGU
Priapulus caudatus is the source of this 1035-nucleotide messenger RNA. RefSeq names its product palmitoyltransferase ZDHHC6-like. The record is from RefSeq and is a predicted model, not a curated record. The transcript has 3 exons. Lineage: Eukaryota; Metazoa; Priapulida; Priapulimorpha; Priapulimorphida; Priapulidae. The coding region runs from base 1 to 405 and encodes 134 amino acids.